Messenger RNA from Polychytrium aggregatum, 1327 nucleotides. RefSeq lists its product as uncharacterized. Gene Ontology annotation, molecular function: protein binding. NCBI's taxonomy places the organism in Eukaryota, Fungi, Chytridiomycota, Chytridiomycetes, Polychytriales. The record is from RefSeq and is a predicted model, not a curated record. The transcript is spliced from 6 exons. The coding region runs from base 151 to 1317 and encodes 388 amino acids.
GAUAUCUUUGCCCAGAUCUCGAGCAUCAAGGAGCAGCUGCAGGAUGACAGCGAGCUCCUCGAUACCCAGACCCAGACGCUGUCGAGCCGGGUCCUGGAGCUCGCCUAUCCUGCAGCAUACGAGCGGGCGGUGGGGCCCAUCAAGGCCCGUAUGAUUCAUAACCAGGUCAAGUGCUGUGCGCUUUGCAAGCUACUCUAUGGAAUCGAUGCUACCCAGACAACCAAGGAGGGUCUUGCGCUUGCCCAGCUCUAUUUGGACCAGGGGCUUGUCGAGCAAGCCGCCAGCCACCUGUCUCAGAUCAAGGGGACCUGGCGACAGAUCCGAUUCAGAUAUGCCCACGGAUGGCAGGACGGCACGUCAUCGGGAAGUUGUCCCUCUGUGUCCCUGACUGCAACACUACUGCGGAUAGAGGCCGAGCUGGAACUCUCGAAGCGCAAUAUCGAGGCAGCCCGCAAAUGUCUGGAUCGAGCAGAGCAGCUUUAUCCAAGUCCAAGGUCAUGGGAGCUCUAUGCCCGAUCGUUCUGCACAUCCUCGGGCGAUCCGUGGGAGUCCAUACGCUGGUAUACCAAGGUUCUCGAGAAAGAAAGUCGAGAUGGAAACAUCCGGGAGGAAAUACGCAUCCACAAGAUGCUCGGCGUGAUCUACCUCGAUAGGACCGAUGUCGAGGGCCGAGCGGCGGCAGAGACGCAUUUCCAGACGGCGCUGGCGCUGACCAGCAGCCGCUUUGGCCCGGAGAGCGACGCAACGCAUCGGCUCGAGCUCGACAUUGCCCAGGCCUGCUUGCAAAAGGGGGCGCUACAGUUCGGCAUGGCCCCGGCGCUCAAGCUGGCAGCCUUCUUGGACGAACAUCUGACUCAAGGCCAUGAUGCCAACGUGUCCUGGCGGUUUGUCAAGGAUAUGACUUGGCAAUACCACAUGGAAAUCGGCGACUUUGGCCAAGCCCGGCGGAUUGUCAGUGAGAUACGCCGCAAACAAACCCUGGCGAUGCCACACAUUGCCGCUCUCGUCGACAAACGGCGCGAAACCGAGCUGGACUUGAUGGAGGCCAUGGCGCUGAGCAGAGGCGGGUAUGAAAGGAGUGCCCUGAAGAUCCUUGCCAAGGUCGACUCGAGGGUCAUUUUGAAGAGCCAAAAACUUCGAGCGAGACUCAAAAUGGUACUGGCUUCAAUCACAGAGCAGGCGCUGGUGGCAUUCAUGCUCCGCUCCAAGCCCGAGCUGCUGUCGUGCUGCGGAGUUACGCAGCCAUCGACUGCCUCUCCAGCAUGGAACAAGUACAGCCAGCCUGUGCGCGAGUUGCGGCGGCCAUCUGAAAUAUAGCGUCGGUCUG